This is a messenger RNA of Lotus japonicus, 2318 nucleotides long. RefSeq names its product serine/threonine-protein kinase PBL34-like. The transcript is spliced from 7 exons. Gene Ontology annotation, biological process: protein phosphorylation. The record is from RefSeq and is a predicted model, not a curated record. Gene Ontology annotation, molecular function: protein kinase activity; ATP binding. NCBI's taxonomy places the organism in Eukaryota, Viridiplantae, Streptophyta, Magnoliopsida, Fabales, Fabaceae. The coding region runs from base 579 to 2036 and encodes 485 amino acids.
UCCACACACGCACGUUUCACUCUUUUGCUCAUCUCACAAAGUGAUGUUGCAUCAUUAAUCUGGGUGAUUUCUUCUCCCACAAAUUUUACGAUUUUGAGUCCCUUCACUCCUCCCAUUCAAGCUUCAAAGCCGUGUGUUUGGAGUUAUGCUGGUUCAGCUUGCAGAGCAUAAUAGGACUACCCCAUGUCUGAGAUUGAUGCUUGUGUCUGUUUAUCUUGGAGUAUAGCGUAGCGUUCUGAGUUGAGCUAAGUGGCUAAGGGGUUUGCUUGCAUUACUCUCUUUAGUUUCCCUACAAGUUGAUCAAUCUAGGGUUCAAGGGAUUUUUUGAGGGGAUUUUGAUCUGCUUCAUUUGAUCUGCUACCCCUUUUUGUCACUUCAAAUUUCUGGGAUUUUUUAUUUUUAUUUUGAGGGGUUUCGAGUGUUUUUUUUGGUUUUGUUUUGGAAGUGGUCAUAUGGGUUUGGGCCUGUCAUAGGCGAUUUGCUGGUUGUGGUGGUUGAAAUUGGGCAUUGGUGGCGGGUGGAUGUUGUUUGUUUUGAUUUGAUGAUAUAUAGUUUGAUUCUUUAGGGCUUUGCUAGAUAUGGGGCUGGGUGCCGAGAAUGGCAAGGUGAAGGUGGUGGUGCAGUCUUUGAAUACGUGUAAAUCAAAGGGGAGGAGAAUGAAGAAGGAGCAAGAAGAAGAGGAAGAGACUACUGGUUGCUGGCUUAGUCUGAGGUUCAUCGGGAGCUGCAUUUCUUCAAGAUCCAAGGUUGACACCUCAGUUAGCGGCACAAGCACCAAUUAUGCUGAAAGUAAAUUAACUAAUGAUACAAGUAGAGACCAGCCAACAGUUCCAGUAUUAUCUUCAACAACCACUAGUAAUGCUGAAAGCAGUUCAUCCACUUCUAAACUUGAAGAGGAGCUCAAAGUUGCAUCCAGACUGCGGAAAUUCUCCUUCAAUGAUCUUAAGUUGGCAACAAGAAAUUUUCGGCCUGAAAGUCUUCUUGGUGAAGGUGGGUUUGGAUGUGUGUUCAAGGGGUGGAUUGAAGAAAAUGGAACUGCUCCGGUGAAACCUGGUACAGGGCUUACUGUUGCUGUGAAAACCCUCAACCAUGAUGGGCUCCAGGGUCAUAAAGAGUGGCUGGCCGAAGUAAAUUUUCUUGGUGACCUAGUUCAUCCAAACCUUGUUAAACUUAUAGGUUACUGCAUUGAAGAUGAUCAAAGGCUUUUAGUAUAUGAAUUUAUGCCUCGGGGUAGCCUUGAAAACCACUUGUUUAGGAGAUCCAUGCCUCUUCCGUGGUCCAUUAGGAUGAAAAUUGCCCUAGGAGCUGCAAAGGGUCUUGCUUUUCUUCAUGAGGAUGCUGAACGUCCUGUAAUAUAUAGGGAUUUCAAAACUUCCAAUAUUCUAUUGGAUGCUGAUUACAAUGCCAAGCUCUCAGACUUUGGACUUGCAAAAGAUGGUCCAGAGGGUGAUAAAACCCAUGUGUCUACUCGAGUGAUGGGAACUUAUGGUUAUGCAGCACCUGAAUAUGUCAUGACAGGACAUCUUACAUCAAGAAGUGACGUGUAUAGUUUUGGAGUGGUGCUUCUGGAGAUGUUGACUGGCAGAAGAUCCAUGGACAAAAACCGACCCAAUGGGGAACAUAACCUUGUGGAAUGGGCUAGACCACAUCUAGGAGAGAGAAGAAGGUUCUACUGGUUGAUAGAUCCUCGAUUAGAAGGUCACUUUUCCAUAAAAGGAGCUCAGAAAGCUGCACAUUUGGCUGCUCAUUGCCUAAGCAGAGAUCCGAAAGCCAGACCGCUUAUGAGUGAAGUUGUAGAAGCCUUAAAGCCUCUGCCAAACCUUAAGGACAUGGCUAGUUCAUCCUAUUAUUUCCAGACAAUGCAAUCUGAUCGCUUUAGUGCAAGCCCUAAUAGUCGAAAUGGGCGAACGCAAGGAUCAUUGCUCACCAGGAAUGGACACAGGAGCCUUUCAAUAUCACAUGGUACUCAUGCUUCUCCUUAUCACCAUCAGUAUCCCCAACAAUCACCAAAACCCAAUGGCAAAGCACAGAGUUGAUAAAUCCCCAUUUUGUUUGUCACCCUUCUUUUUCAUCAUUUCUUAUUUUUUAAGUAUAGGCGAAACUUCCGUCAAGCCAUUAGUUCAUGGACAACUUGAGAGCAAAGGUAGCAUGCUGCUUUAUGAUGUAUGUUAUGAGUGUUGAUACCUUAGCAGGGAAGAAUGUAAGGGCAGGUGAAGCUUUUUGAGCAAACAUGUGUUAGUUGAAACUAUCAACGAAUGUGUUUCUUCUGGUUGUCUAUAAAUAUUCAAGAUCAUUGACUCAGUAUUAUUUUACUUUCA